This is a messenger RNA of Nycticebus coucang (slow loris), 5015 nucleotides long. RefSeq names its product dpy-19 like C-mannosyltransferase 1 (gene DPY19L1). Gene Ontology annotation, molecular function: mannosyltransferase activity. Gene Ontology annotation, cellular component: nuclear inner membrane. The record is from RefSeq and is a predicted model, not a curated record. NCBI's taxonomy places the organism in Eukaryota, Metazoa, Chordata, Mammalia, Primates, Lorisidae. The transcript is spliced from 22 exons. The coding region runs from base 113 to 2359 and encodes 748 amino acids.
CCCGCCCUCCGCCCGCCCGCUGGAGAGUGAGCGGCUCCCGGCCGCCCCGCCAGCCCGCGGUUCUCCGGCCGCCGUCCGGGCGCGCGCAGCGAGCGAGCGCGACUAUGCCAAGAUGGUCCUGCAGGCGCGGAACAAGCACCGGGAAGCGGCUCCCAAGCCGCCUCAGCCGCCCCGCGCCUCGCAGUCGCUGUUGAGAGGAGCGCCGGACAUCGGCGCCGGGGAGCCCGGGCCCGAGCGCGCGCCACCGUCCCCAGGGCGCAAGGGCGCCGCGGGCAGGAAGGGGCCCCGCGCCGAGCCCGCCGCGCUGCUCGCCCGGGGCGGCCUCGGCGGGCGCCUGGUGGCUGGGCUGCGCGGGGCGCUGGGCCUGCGGCGCGCGGGGCGCGGCCGGACCUGGACCACGCUCCUGUUAGCUACCUUUGCAGCAGUAUUGCACUGGAGCCAUAUAACACACCUCUUUGAAAAUGAUCGUCAUUUUUCUCACCUCUCAACUUUGGAAAGGGAGAUGGCUUUUCGCACUGAAAUGGGACUAUAUUAUUCUUACUUCAAGACUAUUGUGGAAGCACCCUCAUUUUUUAAUGGAGUCUGGAUGAUUAUGAAUGACAAACUGACUGAAUAUCCCCUUGUUAUUAAUACAUUAAAAAGGUUCAAUCUUUACCCUGAGGUAAUCUUGGCUAGCUGGUACCGGAUUUAUACCAAAAUAAUGGAUUUGAUUGGUAUUCAAACCAAGAUAUGUUGGACAGUUACCAGAGGAGAAGGACUCAGUCCUAUUGAAAGCUGUGAAGGUUUGGGAGAUCCUGCUUGCUUUUAUGUUGCUGUAAUUUUUAUUUUAAAUGGACUAAUGAUGGCACUAUUCUUCAUAUAUGGCACAUAUUUAAGCGGCAGCCGACUAGGAGGCCUGGUUACAGUGUUGUGCUUCUUUUUCAAUCAUGGAGAGUGUACCCGUGUGAUGUGGACACCACCACUCCGUGAAAGCUUCUCAUAUCCAUUUCUUGUACUUCAGAUGUUGCUUGUGACUCAUAUUCUCAGGGCUACAAAACUUUAUAGAGGAAGCUUGAUUGCACUUUGCAUUUCCAACGUAUUUUUCAUGCUUCCGUGGCAGUUUGCUCAGUUUGUGCUUCUUACUCAGAUUGCAUCAUUAUUUGCAGUAUAUGUCGUGGGGUAUAUUGAUAUAUGUAAAUUACGGAAGAUCAUUUAUAUACACAUGAUUUCUCUUGCACUUUGUUUUGUUUUGAUGUUUGGGAACUCAAUGUUAUUAACUUCUUAUUAUGCUUCCUCAUUGGUAAUUAUUUGGGGUAUUGUGAUGAUGAAACCACAUUUCCUGAAAAUAAAUGUAUCUGAACUUAGUUUAUGGGUUAUACAAGGAUGUUUUUGGUUAUUUGGAACUGUCAUACUCAAAUAUUUGACAUCUAAAAUCUUUGGCAUUGCAGAUGAUGCUCAUAUUGGCAACUUACUAACAUCAAAAUUCUUCAGUUAUAAGGAUUUUGAUACUUUACUAUACACCUGUGCAGCAGAGUUUGACUUUAUGGAAAAGGAGACUCCGGUGAGAUAUACAAAGACAUUGUUGCUUCCAGUUGUUCUGGUAGUGUUCAUUGCAAUUGUUACAAAGAUUAUUAGUGAUAUAUGGAGUGUCUUAGCUAAGCAACAGACACAUAUAAGAAAAUACCAGUUUGAUCAUGGAGAGCUGGUUUAUCAUGCACUGCAACUAUUAGCAUAUACAGUCCUCGGUAUUCUAAUUAUGAGACUAAAACUCUUCUUGACACCGCACAUGUGUGUUAUGGCUUCCUUGAUCUGCUCAAGACAGCUGUUCGGAUGGCUAUUCUGCAAAGUGCAUCCUGGUGUUGUUGUCUUUGCUGUAUUAGCAGCAAUGUCAAUACAAGGUUCAGCAAAUCUACAAACCCAGUGGAAUAUUGUGGGGGAGUUCAGCAAUUUGCCCCAGGAAGAACUUAUAGAAUGGAUCAAAUACAGUACUAAACCAGAUGCAGUGUUUGCAGGUGCCAUGCCCACCAUGGCAAGUGUUAAGCUCUCUGCCCUUCGGCCCGUAGUGAAUCACCCGCAUUAUGAAGAUGCUGGUCUGAGAGCCAGAACAAAAAUAGUAUACUCAAUGUAUAGUCGAAAAGCAGCUGAAGAAGUGAAGCAAGAAUUGAUAAAGUUAAAAGUGAAUUAUUACAUUCUAGAAGAGUCAUGGUGUAUAAGAAGAUCCAAGCCUGGUUGCAGUAUGCCUGAAAUUUGGGAUGUGGAAGAUCCUGCGAAUGCUGGGAAAACUCCCUUAUGUAACGUCUUGGUGAAGGAGUCCAAGCCUCACUUCACCACUGUAUUCCAGAACAGUGUUUACAAAGUCCUAGAAGUGGGGAAAGAAUGACUGCUACAUGAACUGCUGCCUACAGAGAACCACCUCAGUAAUUGUUUAAAUGUUUUGCUAAGAAGUCAUGUGUUGUUUUUAAUUCAAAUUCCAAAAACUUUUGUUUUCAAAUAGAAAACGUCUUAUUUGGUCAAUUUGAAUGUUAUUCUAAUUGUAAAAAUGACUUACACUUUCAUCAUUUAGUUACUGUUUCAGUGUACCCCUUUAAAAUUUGCUAUGCAAAUGAGUAUAUGCUUGUACUUAACUUUAAUAUUUGUGCUAACGUGGGCAAAGCUACCUGUAUAAAAAAAUGAUGAGUCAUGACCAGGAUGAUAGGAAAAUGUAGGUCAAUUCUGAACUUCGUAGGGGCUGAUGUUGUAGUUUAUAGACUAUUAAUGCCCCUUGGUUCUUUUUUCUGGCUCUUGCUCUUGUCUUUUGGACAUUACAGUGAUUAUUUUAUAAUAAUAAUAGUAAUGAAGCUCUUCAGUCAUGUCAGCCUCUGUCAUCAACUUGAGUUAUAGGAGAUGGGGCAGACAUGGGUGUUUGCUGUAUGGAAUCACCUGUUUAUUUCACUUCCUUGCAUUCUUUUUGUUCUCCAUUGCUCUUGUUAAUGAGGACUUUACUGGCCGUUAUUGGUUAAGAGCCAGAUUCCUUUACUGUCCACCCAUGUAGCAUGAUGAUGUCUCUCUUUCUUUCUUUCUCUCGUAUCUCUCCUUCCCCCAUAUUUUUUUUUUUUUUUUUGGUCAAAUAAGUGUUAGCAGUUGCUUACCAAGUAUUUAUUCUUGGUUUAAAACAAAUUUAAUGGUAACUGUGUAUUUUUCUGAUUUUUAGCAUUAUUCAGAUGUUUAUAUUUUAAUACCUUUAAAACUACUUAAAAUUUUGUCAUGUUUAAUUGUAGUUUUAAGAAAACUAUUUUGAACAACUCCAAAUAUAAUGCAUCUAGAAACUAAUGUAUUUGAGCAGACAUCAUUUAUAGUGGAACAAUAAACUGUAGUAUAUGGCAGUUUUCUUUUACUAUUAAGAUACAAUAAACCAUGACUAAUACUUCUGUCAGAAAAGUAAAUGAAUAAGGAUAAUAAAUAGAUGGAGCUUUCAUAUUUUAUCUUUAAAAUUGCCUGACUUCAAUAAGACAAAGCCUUAAGCUUUAUGUUAUAAUUUUGGUUCUAAAGAUUAUUAUUAGUUCUAAAAACUAUAUUGAGUCUGCUUUAUUUUUCCUUUCUACUUAUUUUUAUUUUGAAAAAUGUUCAGAUCUACUUUGAAUUUCUUGUGUGAAUCUGUGGUUUUUAGAAGUUAAUUUGUGUGAAAUGAGGUAUCUUCAAAAGGGUGAAUCCUCAUAGUUCUCAAAAAUGUUUAUAAGGUUUUAAAUUCUAAGGAAUCCAUGACAGUGGCCAACUACACAUUUAAUUAUACAGUGUUCUCUUUAUUAACCACAGGCAGAUUAACCUCAUUGUGGAUUGUCCUUGAGACCUGAGUCCUCAGGGAUUGUUGCCAGUGCCCACUCCUGGGAGCCACUGAAGAGCUGUUUUCUUUCUGCCUUCUUACCAGAGCCAAAGGACACGCCUAGUUGGGGGAAGCACUAGCUUGCUCGUGUUAGUCAGCUGCACAGACAGCACUGUGCCCGCAGUGAGGAGCGUCAUCCCCACCCUGCGUCCCCCAAGGAGUCUCCUUCUCUGGAGGCAGCCCUGGAGACAGAGUCUGUUAGUGUUCACAUUUGUGGUCACUCUUUCUCAUUUGCUGGCUGACUGUUUCAUUUCUUAGACGUUUGACAGAAAAUAGGGAACCAGCUGGGGAUUUGUGGAUUAGGAGUAACAUUUAAGCAGUGACGCAGUAAUGGGAAAAAUGGGAAGAGGGCACUUGAGGCUGAGAAGCUUGACAGUGGAUGUGGGCUGGAAAAGGGGAGGUGCGCUCUGCCCUGUCUGCGAGUGCUCCUCACUCAAGUAUGACUGAUUUUGUACAUCCAACAGUGACAAUUUUUUAAAACCAUACUUGUAAAGUUAUUCUCUAUUUUUCUCAUCCUCCAAUUCCCUUUUAAAUAAGUUUUCAUGUAAUGAUUGGAGAGUCUGUACAGGAAAAAACAUUAAAAUUCUCUUAAAACUGUUUUAUACACUGGGAAACAUUAGAAGUUGUCUAAAUUAGCUUUUCCCAGAAGAAUUGUUUUGUAACAGUAUUAAUGUAACUCCACCUGCAAGCUAUGGUCGUAUCUUAGGCACGUCAGUUUAGAACAGAGGCCUUGACGGUACAGGGCACACUCAGCCUUGAUCACACCUGGUAGUAGCAGCCCGUGCUGUAGAGCAUAAAUGUCUCUCUUGGCAACAUAGAGUAGUAAUAGGCUCCAUAGAAGGACAGAACAGUGUUAAAGCUCAGUAUUUUACCUAUUUUUAGCAUUCAGAGUAUUUUUGCCUUAGUGUGAGGGAAGUAGGGGGGCCAAGGAGGUGAUAGAGAUAGGUAUUUCUAUGACAUUUUAAAAGAACACAAGUUGGGGAGUAUUUCUAUAAAAAGAUAAGCCUCUCAAAAUGCUUGACAGAAAAGUGUAGUAUUAAAAUAUGCCAGUGAUAUCAAGGAGAAAAUAAAAGGAUUUAUCAGGAAUAAAGUGAUAUUUCAUAGGAGUAUUGUAUUUUUAUGAAUUUUAUGCCAGUUGUUUACAUGUACUAUAAAUGUUAAAUAAAAAAGAUCAUGA